This is a messenger RNA of Syzygium oleosum, 600 nucleotides long. RefSeq lists its product as uncharacterized. Bases 1 to 600 code for a protein of 199 amino acids. The record is from RefSeq and is a predicted model, not a curated record. The transcript has 3 exons. Lineage: Eukaryota; Viridiplantae; Streptophyta; Magnoliopsida; Myrtales; Myrtaceae.
AUGGGGUUGAGAAAAAUCUCCUUGCUUGCAGUUGUAUGGUUUGCCCUUCUUGUGGGUUCCAAUGCUGAAGAACAAGAGUUGGAGCAAGAGAGGCGGCCUAUUAAGACCUUUAAGACAAACUAUGGAGAGAUCAUUGAUUGUAUCGACAUAUAUAAACAACCAGCGUUCGACCACCCUUUACUGAAAGAUCAUAAGCUUCGGGAUUUGACCACACAGGAUUGGUGGUUGAUAGUUGAAAAGGAUAACGUUGACACAAAUGUGGGCUAUUGGCCGGCUAAGUUACUCCCUCAGUUGAUGUCCGGUGCUCAAACAGUGCAGUACGGUGGAGCGACGCACACUUCCCAAGGCAUGGCCUUCCCGGCAAUGGGAAGCGGAUACUUUCCGGACAACUCAUACUCGCACGCAUGCUAUAUCAGACAGAUUCAGUACCUGCUUCAAUACCUGAAUGAGUCGCAAGGUUGGAGCACGCCUGAGUAUUGGCGAGCAUCUGCUCACACGAGCUCGAAACAUUGCUAUGGCGCCACCCUCGACGAUGCCAAUGAUUUCAUGGGCUAUACCUUGUUGUUUGGGGGACCCGGUGGAGCAAAUUGUGGAGUUUAG